Messenger RNA from Ilex paraguariensis (yerba mate), 1918 nucleotides. NCBI's taxonomy places the organism in Eukaryota, Viridiplantae, Streptophyta, Magnoliopsida, Aquifoliales, Aquifoliaceae. The record is from the annotation of a GenBank genome assembly.
AUGCUUCUUCUUGGUGGUUCUGUGGUUGUGAAUGCACUCACUGGAGUGAACAUUUAUGCUGCAAGUUUUCUUAUUCCUCUCGGUGUUAUUGUCUAUACACUAGCAGGAGGGUUAAAGGCCACCUUCUUGGCAAGUUAUGUACACUCUGUAAUAGUUCAUGUGGUUCUAGUCAGCUUUGUGUACCUAGUGUACACAGCAAGCAGUGAGCUUGGCAGCCCAAGCAUCGUAUACCAUCGCCUAUUGGAGGUUGCAAGCAAAUCAAGAAGCUGUCAGGAGCCACUCUCCAAUGUUGGGCAAUCUUGUGGUCCAGUUAGUGGGAACCACAAGGGGUCUUACCUCACAAUGCUGAGUUCUGGUGGACUAAUUUUUGGGAUCAUCAACAUAGUUGGAAAUUUUGGUGCAGUUUUUGUUGACAAUGGAUAUUGGGUAAGUGCCAUUGCUGCAAGACCAUCAUCGACUCAUACGGGCUACUUGUUAGGUGGGCUGGUAUGGUUUGCUGUUCCAUUUUCUUUGGCAACUGCACUUGGUCUAGGAGCACUAGCCCUAGAUUUACCUAUAACUGCAAGUGAGGCAAGCCGUGGACUUGUUCCUGUGGCUACAGCUAUUGCUUUGAUGGGGAAAGGAGGAUCUGUUCUUCUCCUCACCAUGAUUUUUAUGGCUGUGACAUCUGCUGGUUCAGCUGAGCUAAUUGCUGUCUCUUCAUUAUGCACAUAUGACAUCUAUCGUACGUAUAUAAAUCCAGAUGCAACUGGAAAGCAAAUACUGAAAGUGUCAAGGGCUGUUGUGCUCGCCUUUGGAUGUUUCAUGGGAAUUUUGGCAGUAAUACUGAACAAGGCUGGAGUUUCUCUUGGUUGGAUGUAUCUUGCCAUGGGUGUAUUCAUUGGCUCAGCAGUUCUUCCCUUAACUUUCUUGCUUCUAUGCCGAAAAGCAAACGCAAUAGGCGCCAUUCUUGGGGCAAUUAUCGGUUGCAUUCUCGGGAUUAUCACUUGGUUGUCAGUUGCAAGUGUUGAGUAUGGCAGGGUAAAUCUUGACACGACUGGCCGAAAUGCACCGAUGCUUGCUGGAAACCUUGUUUCGAUACUUACUGGUGGCGCUGUUCAUGUUAUUUGUAGUUUGUUGUGGCCUCAGGACUAUGACUGGGUUACCACUAAGCAGAUAACUCUGGUUGAGAAGGAAAACAGUGAAUUGCCAGCUGAAGAGUUCAGGGAGGAAAAGCUGGUGAGAGCAAAAGCUUGGAUAAUGAAAUGGGGUGUUGGUUUUACUGUUGUGAUUGUUAUAUUGUGGCCUCUGCUUACACUUCCUGCAGGACAAUUCAGUAAGGGGUACUUCACAUUCUGGGCCAUCAUAGCUAUAGCAUGGGGCACCAUUGGAUCAGCUUUGAUUAUCGCGUUACCAUUGAUGGAAAGCUGGAAGACAAUCCAAACUGUUCUUCUUGGCAUGUAUACCAAUGACAGGCUCAUGGAAAAGGUUGAAGAAUUGAAUUUCAAGCUGCACACGAUAAUGCUGGCAGUGCCCGAAGCAGAGAGAAUAUACUUACUUGAGAAAGAGAAGGCCAAGAAGAAAGAAGCAUCAGAGAGAGUCCUUCACUCUGCUACUGCUUAAUAGCUUUGUUUGGGUCAGCUUUCUCUGCUCGGACUGCAAUAGAAGCACAAUGCUUUUAUUUGGAUAUCACAAUGCUUAAUUAAAGUUGAUUUUCUAAAUAAUGAUUGUUUCAGCAAGUGGCUUCAACAAGAGCGGACGAUGUGGUGUUCUGUAAUUGGAUAGUGAUAGUACGUGUCAAUGAUGUAUUAUAUAUUUACCGGGGAUUGUGCAUUCUACCCUUCUGUUUCUUUCUUUCACAUUCAGUAACAUAAAAGGACGAUUGGCUAUGAGUCCUACAGCUUAAGUGUGUGCACAAACCAAAAUUAAUUAGAUUUUC